AUGGUUCUCCGAUCAGUAAAUCUAUGGACGACGCUUUUACUCCUCGGAAUCUUAUCGCGCGUGUCUCAAUCUCUCCACUUCGAAUUGCAGUCGGGUCGAACAAAAUGUAUAUCGGAGGACAUCAAAAGCAAUUCGAUGACCGUCGGGAAAUACACCGUCGUUAACCCUAACGAAGCUCAUCCUUCGCCUCCGUCUCACAAGAUCUCCAUCAGGGUGACAUCGAGUUACGGGAACACGUAUCAUCACGCGGAGGAUGUGCAAUCGGGGAAUUUCGCGUUCACGGCGGUGGAAGCCGGAGAUUACAUGGCUUGUUUCACUGCCGCCGAUCAUAACCCUGCGGUGACAUUGAGUGUCGAUUUGGAUUGGAGAUCAGGUAUUCAUUCUAAGGAAUGGAGUACUUUAGCCAAGAAGAGCCAAGUCGAAGUCAUGGAGUUUGAGGUAAAGAAGCUGAUUGAAACCGUCAGCUCUAUUCAUGAAGAGAUGUUUUAUCUCAGAGACAGGGAGGAAGAGAUGCAAAACUUGAACAGGUCUACAAACUCGAAAAUGGCGUGGUUGGGUUUCCUGUCUCUGUUCGUAUGCUUAGGAGUUGCAGGAAUGCAGUUUUUGCACUUGAAGACGUUUUUGGAGAAGAAGAAAGUCAUCUAA
Molecule: messenger RNA, 645 nt
Organism: Microthlaspi erraticum
Lineage: Eukaryota; Viridiplantae; Streptophyta; Magnoliopsida; Brassicales; Brassicaceae
Source: the annotation of a GenBank genome assembly